This is a messenger RNA of Eimeria tenella, 756 nucleotides long. RefSeq lists its product as uncharacterized. The record is from RefSeq and is a predicted model, not a curated record. The transcript has a single exon. Lineage: Eukaryota; Apicomplexa; Conoidasida; Eucoccidiorida; Eimeriidae. Bases 1 to 756 code for a protein of 251 amino acids.
AUGCAGCAGCACGUUCUGCAGAUGCAGCAGCAGAUCCAGCAGCAGCUGCACCAGCAGUUCCUGCAGCAAGUCAAGGCCAUGCAGGGAGCAGCAACAGCAGCAACGCCCGGCUUCGACGGGUCAUUGGGGGGAGCCUCAACCCAGUCCGCGGAGCAGCAGCAGCACAAGCAGCUGCAGCAGCUGCAGCAGCAGAUGCAGCAGCAAAUGCAGCAGCAGCAGCAGCAGAUGCAGCAGCAGAUGCAGCAGCAGCUGCAGCACCAGAUGCAGCAGCAAAUGCAGAUGCGCAUGCAGCAGCAGCAGCAGCAGCAGCAGCACCUGCAGCAGCAGCAGCAGCAGCAGCAGCAGCAGCAGCAGCAGCAGCGGCGGGUUUCGGUGCGCUCGCUGUCGCAAGUGCCCAAGGUGCAGCUGGGGGCCACCCACAUUGUGGGGCUGCAGCAAAUUGAAGCUUUGGGGCCUUCAGAAAUAGAAGCUUUUGCGCAGCACUAUGGUUUAUAUCCAACAGCAGAAGCUGCUGCUGCUGCACUUGGGGGGGUCCCGCUGCCGGGUGUGGGGGCCCUCAAGGGUGCGGGGGGGGCCCCCAGCAGCAGCGGGGGGGCGCAGCUGGUCAAGCGGCAGCAGCAGCAGCAGCAGAUGCAGCAGCAGCAGCAGCAGCAGAUUCAACAAAUGCAGCAGCAGCAGAGGUUCGCAGGCACCAUCGAACAGGUCAGCGCUAUGAAGCAGCGGCAGCUCAUGCAGAUGCAGCAGUCCCAAAUAUAA